AAAAAAGGAGAAAAAAAAGUCGUUUACUUGUCCAGUAGGUUAUAUCCAUCGUUUAUAGGACGAGACUUGGGGAUGCACUGAUCUUCACUGAAAUUGCUGCUGGUGCUCACCGUUUGAUUCCUUCCGAUCACAUCUCAGGCAACUUUCCGGUGGAACCGCCCGCAGGGUUUAUUUGAAAUCUGAGCUAUGUCUAAGUCGGUAGUAGAUGUCCCUCCAAAGGAUGGGUUUAGUUUUGAUUUGUGUAGAAGAAAUGCCAUGCUCUCCGACAAGGGUGUGAAGCCACCAUCUUACAGGAAGACCGGGACUACCAUUGUUGGUUUGAUUUUUCAGGAUGGCGUCAUUCUUGGAGCAGAUACAAGGGCCACUGAAGGACCUAUUGUCUGUGACAAGAACUGUGAAAAAAUUCACUACAUGGCUCCAAAUAUAUAUUGCUGUGGAGCUGGAACUGCUGCUGAUACUGAGGCAGUAACAGACAUGGUUAGCUCACAGCUCCAACUGCAUCGCUACCACACUGGUCGAGAAUCAAGGGUUGUUACAGCUUUGACUCUCCUCAAGAAACAUCUUUUCAAUUACCAAGGUUAUGUCUCGGCUGCUUUGGUGCUUGGUGGGGUUGAUAUCACUGGUCCUCAUCUACAUACUAUAUACCCCCAUGGAUCAACUGACACAUUGCCAUUUGCUACAAUGGGUUCGGGUUCUCUCGCUGCAAUGGCAAUAUUUGAGUCCAAAUACAGAGAAGGGCUGACUAGGAAUGAAGGCAUACAGCUUGUAGCAGAGGCCAUAUGCUCUGGUAUUUUUAACGACUUGGGUAGUGGAAGCAAUGUUGAUAUAUGUGUAAUAACAAAGGGCCACAAGGAAUAUCUGAGGAACCAUCUAUUGCCAAAUCCUCGUACUUACGUCAAUGCAAAAGGUUAUUCAUUCUCUAAGAAGACUGAGGUUCUGCUUACAAAGAUUACCCCAUUGAAGGAAAAGGUGGAAGUGAUUGAAGGAGGAGAUGCGAUGGAAGAAUGAAAGUGAACCACCCUGUACGAAGGGGUUCUUUUUUGUAGUUCCCAACAAUGGUGUUUGUUAAAUUAAAGUGGCAUAUUCGUUCAGUACUUGUUUCUUCAGUUUUUAAAGCUUGUUAAAUCAUUGACUGCAACUUUGUAUGCGAAUUUCAAUGGCGUACCCAUCUUCUGCCAUGGGAUUUCACCACAUGGAUAUACAAACUUUCCUAUCACUAUUAUUUUUCUA
This is a messenger RNA of Ziziphus jujuba (common jujube), 1230 nucleotides long. RefSeq names its product proteasome subunit beta type-7-A. Gene Ontology annotation, cellular component: proteasome core complex. The record is from RefSeq and is a predicted model, not a curated record. Gene Ontology annotation, molecular function: threonine-type endopeptidase activity. Bases 187 to 1008 code for a protein of 273 amino acids. Lineage: Eukaryota; Viridiplantae; Streptophyta; Magnoliopsida; Rosales; Rhamnaceae. The transcript has 9 exons.